Zingiber officinale is the source of this 2834-nucleotide messenger RNA. Its product is annotated as protein NETWORKED 2A-like. The transcript has a single exon. Gene Ontology annotation, molecular function: actin binding. The record is from RefSeq and is a predicted model, not a curated record. Lineage: Eukaryota; Viridiplantae; Streptophyta; Magnoliopsida; Zingiberales; Zingiberaceae. Bases 75 to 2834 code for a protein of 919 amino acids.
UGCAAAAUAAAAAAUAAAUAAACAUUUGUUGUGGAAGUCAUACUAACCCCUAUAAUUCUUCGAGUUGUAUUUGUAUGCCCUUGUAUGAUAGUGGAAACAAUACAUUGCUCACAGAGAUGGAAGACACUGUGAAGAAGAUGCUGAAGCUCAUCGAACCAGACGCAGAUUCUUUCGCUAAGCGAGCGGAGUUGUAUUUCAAACGAAGACCGGAACUAAUAAGUUUUGUGGAAGAUGCCUACAGGUCAUACAGAGCUUUGGCUGAAAGAUAUGAUCAUAUUUCGGGAGAAUUACACAAGGCGAACCACACGAUAUCGACUUCCUUUCCCGAUCGAGUCCAGUAUGCCAUGCUAGAGGACGAGGAUAGUCUUCCGAAAGCAAUAACCCCAAUCAAUCCGAAUAAAAUCAACAAACGCACAGUCAUGGGAUUGCUGAAGAAGAAAAGAGAGAGCGAGCCAUCUGGGAAGAAAUCGAAGAAAAAGAGUGCACCCAUUGAUAAGGAAAAGGUGCGGGAAGACAUAAACAAGCUUCAGAAGGGGAUACUGGUUCUGCAGACGGAGAAAGAAUUCAUCAAAAGUUCGUAUGAGUUAGGGAUAGCUAAAUAUUGGGAGGUCGAGAAGCAAAUCAUGGAGAUGCAACAAAAAGUUUGCAAUCUGCAGGAAGAGUUUGACACGAGCGCGAUGAUCGACGAUAACGAAGCUCGGGCCUUGAUGACUCAAACAGUUUUUCAAUCUUGUGAGGAUACAAUUGGGAAGUUGAAGGAGCAGCGAAAGAAGUUAUCCGAACAAACAAAAAUACAGUCUGCGAGAAGCAAACUCGCGAAAGAGAAGCUCAAGGUUCUCAAGCGUGAGGUUGGACGAACUGAGACAGAAAAUACAGAGAAAGACUUGGAGACAAGUCAGGCAGCUGAAAACUCGGAGGAAGAAACUCCUUUAGACAAGGCCAUGAACAUGUUACAGUCGGUGCGCGGGAAGAUUAAGGAACAUUACGAAACGGACCCAGAAAGUCAUGUGAUAGAAAUUACAGAAAAGAUUGAAGAGCUUGCUAAUAAAGUCAUCACACUGGAACUAACGGUUUCAUCACAAACUUUACAAAUUGAUCGAUUAAAGUAUGAAAAUGAUGAGCUUGACAAAUGCAUAGAAACAUUGGAAAGGGAGGAGCAAACAAUUCAGGCUCAUGAGUCAGAUGAGAUGUCAAGUAGAUUGAAGGAAGCCGAAGAGGAGGUAAGCAAAGUAGAUGCGAUUCAGAAAAUGGUUCAAAAUGAGGAAACAAACUUCCUCGAAAACUGCAGGGAAACCUGGCAUAGCCUUAAUGGUAUUUUGAAGGUGCUUCAGUUUCAUAGCGGGGAUUCAUCCUCAGAGGAAGAUGACGCUUUUGUUGACACUGAGCAGACGAAAAAGGGUGAGGAUAAUGCAGUGGCUGAAAUACCUUGUCCUUCUGAGACGCAAGCAAAUUCCCAAAGUGAAAUUUCUUCAGAAAGAAUUGAUGAUACCGGAAUCAUACUUGACGACGGAGAGGAUACUCAUAAAUUGAAGCAAUUAAUUAAGAAUGGUGUAGAAGGUAAAGAACAUAUAUUACUGGCUGAAUUCACAUCUAUCUUGCAAAACUGCAAUGAGACAAAAAGAAGGCUCUCUGAAGUAGAGAAAAGCAAUGAAGACUAUAUUCAAGAGACAAUGGCUCUGAUAGGGGAAUUGAAAGAUGAGAUUGCAACAAAAGACGAGGAGAUAUGUUAUCUACGACAACUGAGGCCAUCUAUUGAGAAAAGUUCUGAUUGCUAUAUCAAGGAUGAUACUGCCACUGUUGAAGAAACUUCUAUUGAGAAAAGUUCUGAAUGCUACCUCGAGGGUGAUGUUGCCACUGUUGAAGAUUCUUUGAAUAGGCAACAAAAGCUGGAAGCCACAUCAAACUCAAUGUUCGGUGUGGAGAACUCCACUGCCGAGCUUCCUGCAGGUCUGACCACUAAAUCUGCAUCAACAGAUGCAAAUGUCAAAUUUCAAGUACAGCGCGCCACUAGUUCACAGCGCAACUAUGAGCCUAGAAGAUAUUCAUCAGUUGACUUUAAAGAAACUAAGAAACCCCAUGGAGAAGGCAUCAAUGCGAGGUGCAUCAGUGAGUCCAGGAUCGUUGUUUCACCAGUCGAAGAAAAGUUCCGCAGGGAGAUUGAUUCUCUACUUGACGAAAGAUUAGAAUUUUGGCUCAAGUUCAGUAUAGCAUUCCAACAUAUACAGAACUUCAGAGCCAAAUAUAAAGAACUAAAAGUAGAUAUUAACAAGUUAACAGACAACAAUCAACAAGAGUGCAUUGAUCUUGCCAAUUGUGAUCGUGAAGUUAAAAAUGAAACAAGUCAGAUUACUACAAGACUCAGAGAAUUGAAGACUGAGCUGCAAGUAUGGUUGGAACAAGGGGAACUUUUAAAUGGGGAUCUACAAAAUAGGUUCUCAUCGCUUUGUAAUAUGCAAGAAGAGAUAUUGAAUGUUCUGAACUCUAAUUCGCAGUUUAGAGAAGCCCUAUUCACUCCUUUCCAAGCUGCAAGACUUCAAGGUGAAGUAAUGAACAUGAAACAGGAGAACAAUAAGGUUGCAAGCGAACUUCAAGAGGCACUAGCUCAAGUCAGAGGGAUUCAAGCUAACACUGAGGCUCAGUUGUCUAAGCUCUAUGAGAACUUUGAACCAUUUAUGUCGAACAAUCAGCUCAGUGAAUGCUUGGACAAUUGUCCAGGUAAGAAUAGCAUACCAUUGCGGGACUUCCUUUUCGGUGUCAAGCCUAAGAAACAAUCUAUUCUUUCACGGAUCCAACAGAAUAAACGUAAGGCUGGGCGUCGGAAAUUUGAUUCAUAG